CCCGCGCUGGCAAUGGCCUCUCACCAGGUGAUCACAGUCCAGCCCCAGUUUUCAACUGCCCCACGGGCAGGCGAGUGGCAGACAGGGCUGCUGGACUGCUGCUCUGACUUUGGCGUAUGUCUUUGCGGAGCCUGCUGCCCAAGCUGCCUGGCGUGUCAAGUGGCCGGGGACAUGAAUGAGUGCUGCAUGUGCGGUGCCAGCGUGGCCAUGAGGACGCUCUACCGCACCAAAUACAACAUCCCGGGCUCCAUUCUGGGUGACUUUUUCUCCCUCAUGUGCUGCCCCUUGUGCGCGCUCUGCCAGCUGAAGAGAGACAUCAAGCGGAGGAAGGAGCAGGGCAUAUUCUGGUAA
Antrostomus carolinensis (chuck-will's-widow) is the source of this 351-nucleotide messenger RNA. Its product is annotated as placenta-specific gene 8 protein. The coding region runs from base 13 to 351 and encodes 112 amino acids. The record is from RefSeq and is a predicted model, not a curated record. The transcript is spliced from 3 exons. Lineage: Eukaryota; Metazoa; Chordata; Aves; Caprimulgiformes; Caprimulgidae.